AUGGCGACGCUGACGCCGCAUGUGCUGCUGUACUUCGAUGUGAACAAGACGAUGAUUAUGCACGAUCCAGUGCAGGGGAAGACUCUACCGAACAUUGUGAACGAUCUGCUGACGGAACGGGCCUUGGGUCGCGUGAUCGACGAGGGUAGUGAUGAUUCCAAGUGGUUAUGGAAUGGAGAGAAAGUGUUGGACCUGCCUUCUUUUGACGCUCCAAGGGAAGACGGUCUAGUGUCGUAUGGUGCAUUUCUAAGAGCCAAGUUUUCCUUAUCAGGAGACCCCAAGAUCGCCAAGGAGAAUAAGCAUACGAGGAAGGUGCUACGUCAGGAUUUCACGGCUACGGGGAACCCUGGAGAGGGGUUGAAAAGCGAGCAUGAAGAACUGCUGCAGCACUUGCUACUACCUCGCACGGAAGCGAGCGAAACGCAGCUGAAGGAAUUGGGACUGGACGAGUCACCGCACUGCUUCAUCGUGCCGGCGUUUUUCAGAUUCUUGGAGCAUUUGCAGCAGAACGAGGUCAAGUUCAAUCUCAUCUUCAGAACUUUUGGCGACGACUUGCGUCGUGUGGCACAAGAGUUUAACUACUUUUGUGAAGGACGUCACCCAUGCUUCCCGUUGGCUAAGCCUAUGGAUGGAUCAGAUGGAGGAAUCGAUCGACGGAUUCAUCUUGAUGAAAUAUUGGACGGGGAAAUGCCUCGAUUCGGAACUUUUUUGCGCGCCGAGGGCACUACAGCUUUGGUAAUGGGCACCUUCGAACAGCCCACAACAGUCAGUGAUGCUGAGCCCCUUGAGUUUUACUCUACCCAAAGAGAAACCGUAAGGGUAGUGCAAGGACUACCUCAAAUCCACCAUCUUCUUACGCGACAUUGGCGAGAAUCGCAGGCGACGUUAGCUCUACGUGACUUCUACCCGCACUGGUUCCGCAAUAAAGAAGAUGCCUCCGCGGGAAAGCUUUUGGUGGUCGACCCUACGGAUCUUGCUGACGGUGUUCACGCAAUGUUCUUUGACGAUAACAUAUUGCCGCACGACGCACAUAUUGUCGACGCUCGAUUUGCACACAAUGAUUCCGCGCUGUCAUUUGAAGAAACGCGAGAGCUGCACUUGAUGCGCGUCGAGCCGCUUGACGUCAUCCAGAGGGAAACGUAUUUCAUCGAUCGCUUUGAAGCUUCUUUGCAGAGACGCACUACAUGUAGUAGUAUCCGAGAGCUAUCGUGAUCCUUGUUUACAUGUUAAUUAAGGAAAGAGCCCCAUGAUACUGUAA
Messenger RNA from Phytophthora infestans T30-4, 1258 nucleotides. RefSeq lists its product as uncharacterized. The transcript has 3 exons. Lineage: Eukaryota; Oomycota; Peronosporomycetes; Peronosporales; Peronosporaceae. Bases 1 to 1212 code for a protein of 403 amino acids. The record is from RefSeq and is a predicted model, not a curated record.